UAAAGUCACUGUUUGACAUUGUAGGCUCUGCCACACUGGAAGUUUCCAGGGAAAAACAUCUCGUGGGGACUCUGUGGAGAAACGGACAAAAGCCCAUUCUGAAAUCUCUCCAAUUGCUCUUUUCACCCCGACAGACUACAGAAUAACGUCCAUGUUUUGCUCUAGAUCGUCCCACCCUUCCAGAGGAAAGGCAAUGGCUGUAGCGGAGUUAGCUGAGGGGCUGGUGACCUUUGAGGAGGUGGCUCUGUAUUUCACCAAGUCAGAGUGGGCUCUGCUGGACCCCGCUCAGAGAGCCCUCUACAGAGACGUCAUGGAGGAGAACUAUGAGAAGGUGGCCUCGCUGGGGUUUCUAGUUUCCAAACCUGAUGUGAUCUCCUGGCUGGAACGAGGGGAGGAACCAUGGGUCCCAGAUCUCCAGGACUCUGAGGAAAGAGAGACCCUGAGAGAUACCUGCAUAGCAGAUGAUGGGAUGGUGAAUGAGGAGGUGAAUCCUCAACAAGACGAUGCUGAGCAAGUAGAAGCACAUGGGACGUUCUCAAAAAGAUCCAAAGGGAAUAUUUCCUGGAGUUGUGCACAGGCAAACGCUUGUGAGAGUCAGAACAGAUCAGAGAAAAAGUUCAGUAGAGACUCAGACCUUACUAGACAUGAGAGAAUCAACACAGAAGGAACACCCUACAUCUGCCUGGAGUGUGGGAAAACCUUCAAACAUAACUCAGUCUUUAUCAUCCAUCAGAGAAUCCACACUGGAGAGAGACCAUACACAUGCCCCGAGUGUGGGAAAAGCUUCAGUCGCAGCUCAAACCUUAUCAGACAUCACAAAAUCCACACCGGGGAGACACCCUACACAUGCCAUGAGUGUGGGAAAAGCUUCAGUUGGCACUCAAACCUUAUCGCACAUCAAAGAAUUCACACGGGAGAAAAACCAUACAUAUGCCCUGAAUGUGGGAAAAGCUUCAAUCGGCGAUCAAACCUUAUCACACAUCACAGAAUCCACACAGGGGAGACACCCUAUAGCUGCCCUGAGUGUGGGAAAAGCUUCAUUUGGAGCUCAGACCUUAUCAGACAUAGGAGAAUCCACACAGGAGAAAGACCCUACUCUUGCUGUGAGUGUGGGAAAAGCUUCAUUCGGAGCUCAGACCUUAUCGGACAUAGGAGAAUCCACACAGGAGAAAGACCCUACUCUUGCUGUGAGUGUGGGAAAAGCUUCAUUCGGAGCUCAGAGCUUAAUAAGCACCAGAGAAUCCACACUGGAGAGAGACCCUUCAGAUGUACUGAGUGCGGGAAAGGCUUCAAUAAUAGGUCUCAGCUUGUCACACAUCGGCGAAACCACACAGGAGAGAGACCCUACUCAUGCCUUGAGUGUGGGAAAGGCUUCACUUCUAGCUCACAUCUUGUCUCGCAUCAGCGAAUCCACACAGGAGAGAGACCCUAUUCAUGCCCUGAGUGUGGGAAAAGCUUCAUUUCUAACUCACAGCUGGUCUCACAUCGGAAAAUCCACACAGGAGAGAGAUCCUAUUCAUGCCCUGAGUGUGGGAAAAGCUUCAGUCAUAGUUCACAGCUUAUCACACAUAAGAGAACCCACACAGGAGAGAAACCAUACACAUGUCCUGAGUGUGGGAAAAGCUUCAGUCAGAGCUCUGCCCUUGUCACACAUCAGAGAAUCCACACAGGUGAGAAACCCUACACGUGCCUUGAGUGCGGGAAAAGCUUCAAUCGGAACUCAUUGCUGAUCAUGCAUCAGAGAAUCCACACAGGUGAGAGACCCUACACGUGCCUUGAGUGUGGGAAAAGCUUCAUUCGGAGCUCAUUGCUGAUCAUACAUCAGAGAAUUCACACUGAGGAGAGACCUUACAGAUGCCCUGAGUGCGGGAAAGCCUUCAUUUGUAGCUAUCAGCUUGUCUCACAUCGGAGAAUCCACACAGGAGAGAAACCCUACUCAUGCCCUGAGUGUGGGAAAAGCUUCACUGAUAGAUCACAGAUGAUCAAACAUAAGAGAAGACACACAGGGGAGUCCCCCUACACAUGCCCUGAGUGUGGGAAAAGCUUCAGUUCACACUCACACCUUAACGCACAUAAGACAAUUCACACAGGAGAGAGACCCUACACAUGUUCUGAGUGCGGGAAAAGUUUCCGUCAGAGAUCAAACCUUAUCGAACAUCAGAGAAUCCACACAGGGGAGACGCCCUAUAGCUGCCCUGAGUGUGGGAAAAGCUUCCGUCGGAACUCAGAGCUCAUCAUACAUCAGAGAAACCACACAGGAGAGACGCCCUACACAUGCUCUGAAUGCGGGAAAAGCUUCAAUCAGAGAGCAAACCUUAUCACACAUCAGAGAAACCACACAGGAGAGAGACCCUACACAUGCGCUGAGUGUGGGAAAAGCUUCAUUCGGAAAGGAAACCUUAUCACACAUCAGAGAAACCACACAGGAGAGAGACCCUACUCAUGCUCUGAGUGUGGGAAAAGCUUCAACCAGAGAGCAAACCUUAUCACACAUCAGAGAAACCACACAGGAGAGAGACCCUACACAUGCUCUGAGUGUGGGAAAAGCUUCAUUCGGAAAGGAAACCUUAUCACACAUCAGAGAAACCACACAGGAGAGAGACCCUUCAGAUGCCCUCAGUGCGGUAAAGGCUUCACUUCUAGCUCACGGCUUGUCUCACAUCAAAAAAUCCACACAGCAGAGAAGCCUUAGUUGUGCCCUGUAUGUGGGAAAGGCUUCAGUCAUAGUUCAUGGAUCAUCACACAUCAGAGAAUCCACACAGGAGAAUAACACUAUACUUGUAUUCAGGAGGGCUGCCCAAAGAUUUUUUGUUUUGGGUUUUGUUUUGGUAAUACAUUGGCUAAUUCCCACAUAUUGGUCUUUAAGGUCGAUUGCACCAUUUCCUUUACUGUAGUCUCUCAGCUCCCUUCUGGUGAGUUGCCACCUUCUAUCUUUUGCAGCUGACCUUACUUUGGGGUGAAUCCUGUGAACAUUUCUAUCAACUCCUUUGUCUUAUGAGUUAUGGGAAUGUGUAUCCCUCUUGACAGAAAUGUCCAUCAAUCCGAGUUGGGAGAGAGAGGGUUGACCUCAUCUAGCUACAGUGAGAUAAAAACUAUCUGUGCCUUGUCUCCACCAGAACUCUACAUUGAGUAGACCAUGUCUACACUACCACUUAUGUUGGCAAAACUUACGUCGCUCAGGGGUGUGAAAAAAACCCACUCCUGAGUAACACAAGUUUUGCCGGCAUAAUUGGCAGUGUGCACAGCGCUGUGUCGGUGGGAGAGCUUCUCCCGCCCACAUAGCUACCACCACUCAAUGGGAGUAGUUUAAUUAUGUUGACGGGAGAGCUCUCGCCCGCCACCAUAGAGCGACUUCACAAGAGAUGUUACACCAGCGCAGCUGCAUCACUACAGCUGUGCCACUGUAAGGUCUCUAAUGUAGACACAGCCUAAAUUGCUCAAAUUAGCUAUCUUGGUG
Molecule: messenger RNA, 3457 nt
Organism: Trachemys scripta elegans
Lineage: Eukaryota; Metazoa; Chordata; Testudines; Emydidae
Product: zinc finger protein 436-like
Exons: 5
Coding region: 152-2692 (846 amino acids)
Biological process (GO): regulation of transcription by RNA polymerase II
Cellular component (GO): nucleus
Molecular function (GO): DNA-binding transcription factor activity, RNA polymerase II-specific; RNA polymerase II cis-regulatory region sequence-specific DNA binding
Source: RefSeq, a predicted model, not a curated record